AUGGCCAUGUCCUUGCUCACGGCCAGCCCCAAGAGUCUUGACACAGGGAUGGACAGCAGUGAGACUGAGAUUCCCCAGUCAGAACAAGGGCAGAAAUUGCUGUCAUUUGAGGAUGUGGCUUUGUUCUUCACCAGAGAGGAGUGGGAAAACCUUAACUGGGCCCAAAAGUACCUCUACAGAGAUGUUAUGCUGGAGAAUUACAGAAGUAUGAUCUUCUUAGGAUUUCAGUUCCCCAAACCUGAGGUGAUCUCUCAACUGGAGGACUGGGACGAGCCAUGGAUCCUGGAUCUGCCUAGGACUUGGACUAGGAUGACUUCUGGCACUGCUUCCCCAGGUUCUGAAGCCACGUACAACAAGAUGAAAGACCUAACGUCAAUGCAGAGAAUUUCCAAAGAACUAGUAUCAAAUGAAGUAUCAGUGGUUAAGCAAGAGAAGGCCAAGAAAAUCCCUGAGAAGCUGUAUGAAUGUGGUGAAUUUGUAGAUAAUUUCAGAGUUGCACUGUCUGUUAGUGGUGAUGACUGUAAGAAGGGCUUCAUCCAAAGCCUUACCUUUGUUGAAGACCAGAAUGUUCAAACAAAGCCACAGGGCAAAUAUAACGAAUAUGGGAAAUCCUUCAAUCAAAGGUCUUUGCUUUUAAGGCAUAAGCAAAUUCUUACACAGCCAAUAUAUUAUGAAUACAGUGAAUGUGGAAUAGUCAAAGAUUUGGUUCAACAUCAAAGAAUUCAUCCUUCAGAGAAUCCUUGUGAGUGUAACAUUUAUGGACAAUCUGUCAAACAGAAGUCAGCUCUUAUGACAGUCCAUAAGUACUGUCAUCCGCCAAAAAAGCCAUAUAAAUGUCAUGACUGUGGAAAGUUUUUCCGUCAGAUCUCUUAUCUUGUGGAACAUAAGAGGAUUCACACCAAAGAAAAACCGUAUAAAUGUAGUGAAUGUGAGAGAACAUUUAGUCAGAAGUCAACCCUCAUACGACAUCAGGUAACCCAUAGUGGAGAAAAGCUCCAUAAAUGCCUCGAAUGUGGAAAAGCCUUCAGUAGGCACUCAACCCUUAUGAGCCAUCAACACAUUCACACUAGACAGAACACCCAUAGGUGUAGUGAAUGUGGACAGUCCUUUGGUCGGAAUAUAGAUCUUAUUCAACAUCAAAGAACCCAUACCAAGGAGAAAUUCUUUCAAUGUAGAGAAUGUGGGAAAACAUUUAGUUUUAAGUCAAAUCUUUGUCGACAUGAGGUCAUUCAUACUGGAGAAAGACCUUAUAGUUGUGACAAAUGUGGAAAAUCUUUCAGUUGGCACACAAGCCUUAUUAAGCAUCAGGGUACUCACAAAGGACAGAUAUCUACAUGA
Molecule: messenger RNA, 1338 nt
Organism: Chrysochloris asiatica (Cape golden mole)
Lineage: Eukaryota; Metazoa; Chordata; Mammalia; Afrosoricida; Chrysochloridae
Gene: ZNF789
Product: zinc finger protein 789
Exons: 4
Coding region: 1-1338 (445 amino acids)
Biological process (GO): regulation of transcription by RNA polymerase II
Molecular function (GO): RNA polymerase II cis-regulatory region sequence-specific DNA binding; DNA-binding transcription factor activity, RNA polymerase II-specific
Source: RefSeq, a predicted model, not a curated record